This is a messenger RNA of Hevea brasiliensis (rubber tree), 468 nucleotides long. Its product is annotated as SEED MATURATION PROTEIN 1. Lineage: Eukaryota; Viridiplantae; Streptophyta; Magnoliopsida; Malpighiales; Euphorbiaceae. The record is from RefSeq and is a predicted model, not a curated record. Gene Ontology annotation, biological process: seed dormancy process.
AAUUGUUCAUGUUUAUUUAGUUGAAAGCAAGCAAAAAGGGAGAAGAAUGGCGAAGAGUGAGGAUGAUAUAAAGUACGGGACUGCACAGGCAAAGGUUUCUGAGGAUGAAUCUCUAAGGGUGAGAUACAAGCAUGGCACUCCACUUGAAGGAGGAAAGAUUGCAGAUUCUGAGACUUUUGAUCUCUUUUCAAGUGCUAAUAAUAUUUCCAGUCCUACCUCCAAAUCCAAUCCCAACACCACUCAAUCUCAGUCUCAGAAUAACACGGGAGGAAAUGCCACCACCGGUUUAGAUUUCAGAAUCUCUCUUAUACUUUGUUUUGCUUUUAUGUUCUUGGAGAAAGUAGUUUUUCAAAGCAAGAUGCUGUGAUUAUCUUGGAUAUGUACCAAAUUAAGCAUAAAUAAUAAGAAUAUAUCUGUAGUUUUGCAUAAAGACAAAACUUAAAUAUAUGUCACAUAUUUAUGGUCUAA